AUGGUUGCGGAGGGUUCGAGCACCUCCGCUAGUGACGCUGCGAGCGACAAAGCCGCUGCGAAUAUCUUGAAGGUGCCCGCCAGUCCCCAGCAGCAAUCGCUGCCCCUGCCGUCUUCGCCCUCUUCGGUCGUCCGCCGCAAGAUGGCCUCCAAUGCGCCCUCUGCUGCGAAGAAGGACGCUGUACCACCCCGUCGACCCGCUGCCACGAGCGGCGCCACUGCCUCGGCGGGCGCCCGCCGGCCAGCCGCUGCGUCCACAAGCACAACAACGCGCUCGCCCUCCAGCGCGUCAAAGCCCCUCGCCAGCUCGACAUCGCGGCUCGCCGGUGCGGGCUCUAGCUUGAACAAGCCGCCGACACGUGCACCCGCAGGCACAGCAGCCAGACGCACUGCGCUGGGGAGCAAAUCUGCCCCGGCCGAUAGUGAGCCUGAGCUGUCGUCGGUGACCUCAGGGGACGAGAACAGGAAGCCAGCAGUGCGCCGGACCAUAGGAGGGGCAAGUGCAGCAGGCAGGGCCACACCGUCAGAGAGGAGGUCAACAAUCACACCGUCCACAUCCGCUGCAAAGCGCCCCUCGACCACCUCACGGCCCACUGCUGAGAACACAACCACUCGAGCACCACCACGCGCCUCACUCGCAUCGUCAACCUCGAGGCCUGUAACCACACGCCCUGCAACGACCACGCGCACCCCUCAGCAUAUCAUACCAAAAGCGCCUGUCUCUAUUAUAACCCCCAAGACGCCCGUUGCGCACGCAAAGAAGCUCUCUAUCAAUUCUGUGCCGUCGCCGUCGAGAGCAGCUCCCGCAGACGCACUCACGUAUAGCGCUGUCGAUGUUCCCCCGAGGAGCUAUGGCCCACUCAAGGACAAAGCUGCAUCCGAUGCCGAAGUCGAAGUCAAGAAGACCAUCCCGUUCGGUCCCCUCAAGGCCGGCCUGCCAGAAGUAGGGGAGGAGGACAGACGGCCCGGCACUGCUCCCAGUGGGCCUGCAGAGGUCGAUGAGGAGAGCAAGAGGCGCAGCCUAGCGGUGAUGCAAGAUUUUUUCAAGGAGACUAGUCUACGCGAGAAGCUCCAGGAACAGUGCGACGACCUCAACCGCGAAGUCGACCGGCUACAGUCCACCAACACGAAGCUGAGGAAACAGCUGGUCGAUGCGCAGACUGCCAUCACCGAGAAGGAUAAGGCUGUCGCUGGCUCAGGCGCAGAUUCGACUGGCUGGGACGAGCACAAGCACAACACGAUUGUCAAUGGCAUGGAGAAGAAGUUCGCGCUAGAGACGAAGCUGCUGGAAGAGCAGAAACAGGAGCUGAAGGAGGAGAAGCGAGUGGCACAAGAGAAGGAAGCUCAGGUGCUCGAUGACCUCAACGUGGAGCUCGAGCGCCAGGGCCGCGAGUGGGAUGCCGAAAAACUACAGCUCGAGGUGACGGCUUUGAAAGAAGAGCGGGAUACACUCUCAGCCGACCUGGCCAGCGCCAACAACCUUGAGCAGAGCCAUUCAGACGACACAGUGGAGACACUGCGCGCUGCGUCAGAAAAGGCCAAGCAAUCACUUGCGUCGAAAUCGUCAGAAUCGUCAAAGGUCGUGGAGGAGCUACAGGCGAAGAAGGAUGAGGAGCUGCAGGAUGACCUCGCAAAGCUGCAGCAGCGCGCCGAUCAGACUACUGCAGACCUCGAGAGCGAGCGCGCCGCGCAUGCCGAACACCUGAAGGCGAAGAUUGCCGAGAUACAAGAGAGCAGUCAGAACGACUUGAUUGCUAAAGAGGCGGACAUCUCCAGUCAUCUCCAGUCCAUCGAGGACCUGCAGAACCAGAUCACGAUGUCGCAGGAGCUUACCCAGCAGAUUACCGAGCAGAACGAAGAGCUCGUUCAGCAGCUGGAAGCUAUCAACGAUCAACUCCGCUCUGACGCUACUGAGAUCGCGCAGUUGAAGCAGGAAGCGGAUGGCCUGCGCAUGACCCUCGAUGCGCGACACGCCACUGCUCUUGACAACAGAGCAGACUCGUACAAGACCGAUCUGGAGACUGCCAAAGAUAGGCACAGGCAGGAUCUACGCGUUCUUGGAGAGGAUCACGAGGGAGAUGCGAAGAAGCGUCUCGACAAGCUUCAAGCCGAAUACGACGCUCUUGUCGCCGAGAAGAACGCUGCGCUUGAAGGCCAUGAGAAAAGUCUUGCAGACAGAGCCAAGGAGCUUGACGAGGCACAGAAAGAGCUCAGCACGAUGAAGGAGCGCUCCGGCUCUACCUCGCAAGUGCUGGAAGAGAAGACUGCCUUGGCCGAAUCCCAUUACACUGCACAAAAGCAGAUUGCUGACUUGGAAGCUCGAGUCGAAGCUCUGACCAAGGAGAGCGGCCUGAUCAUAGAUUUGCAGGCACGACUCGACGCAUCGACGGAAGACAAGCAAGCUGCCAAUGAAGCUCUUGCGACGGCGGAGAAGUCAUUCACUGAUCUUCAGGCCAAGCUCGAUGCUCUGGCUCAAGAGAAGCAAGCUGUUGAAGAUGAACGUGUCAAAACUGAGCAGGCUCUUGCCAAGAUUCAGAACCUGGAAAAGUCCGUCGCCGAACUCAAGGCUCAACGCGAGACUCUCGCCGAAGAGAAAACCGCAAUGGAAGACUCGCACGCUCGCACCGUCGAAGCCUUGAAGCAAGAUUCCGAGAGCGCAACCAAGCAGAUCCUCAACAAUCUUCAAUCGAAGUACGACACCCUGCUUGAGGAGAAGAGGAACGUCGAGGACUCGCACACAACUGAGCUGGGAGACAUUCAAGCCAAAUGUGACACGCUUGUCAAGCAACUUGGGGAAGUCGAGCAGAAGCUGGAAGAGAGUACAACGGCACAGAAAACGGCAGAAGUAGCACAUGCGGAGGUCCUCGACAAAGCACUCACGACGCAGCGGCAAGAGAUCGAGCAGAAAUACGUGGCACUUCUUGAAGAAAUUCAGUCUGAUAGCACCAAACGCGAGCAGGAGAAGAGUACAGCUCUUACAGAAAAACAGUCAGCGCUCGACGAACUCGAGGCUCUGAAAAGUGAGUUACACGCUCAGAUUGACGAUCUCAAGCACGAGCUUGCAGAGAAGGAAGAGAUUGAUUCGGCCGGCUUGGUCGAGUCUGCCGCCGACAAAGAGGCACACGAAGCUGCAAUCGAAGACCUCAGAAACUCACUGAGCGAGGAGUAUGAGCGUGCCAAGCACGAAGCCUAUGCUGAACUUGAGUCCCUCAAAGACGAACUGGCCUCGAAGGAGCAGGCUUAUUCGGCCGGUCUGGCUGAGGUAGCGGAAAAGUAUGAGUCGCUCUUGGCUGAGCAGUCUGCCGCCGACAAGAGGGAUCACGAGGCUACGAUGGCUUUGUUCAGAGACUCUGCAGAUACCGAUCUCAACGAGGCAAAAGAGCGAUACGAGGCUCUUCUUGUAGAGAAGGACUCAUUGAAGGAUGAGUACGAGCGCGUAAAGGAUGAAGCGUAUGCCGAGGUUGAUAAGCUUCGGCACGAGUUGACGAUCAGAGAGCAGUUUGGCGCCGCUAGUGUUGUCGAAGUCACCAAGAAGUACGAUGCCCUCCUCGCCGAAAAGACUACUGCCGGUGAAGCCCACGAAGCCGCGCUCUCCGGUCUGAAGCAGUCACUCGAGAGCGAACGUGAGCACGCCAUUGCAGAGCUACACUCCCAGAACAGCACUUUGCAGGAGAGAAUCGCAGAGAUGGACAAAAAAUACCAGGAGGCACUUGCCCAGCUCCAGAAAGAGCUCGAAGCCGACCACUCGACUGAUACCGAGGCAUUGCGAGAACAGCUGGAAAGUGUCCAAAAGCAGCACACAGACGCUACCGAGCAAUUGGUCAAGGCGCACGAGGAUGCUAUGUCUGAGCUCAUGGUCGGUAUGCAGAACAGUGCGACCGACGCUGUUCAGCAACUGCAGAAACAAUACGACGCUCUGGAGGCGCAGAUGGGGGCCGCGAAGGCCAGUCACGCUGCGGAGAUCGAGGCCAUCCAACGAGACAGCACCGAGCAGCGAACUCAGUACAACGACCUGCAAAUACGUCUCGACAAGGCGGUCGCUGAGCUCGAGGCUUCUUCGGAGGACGUGAAGCGACUCCAGGACAUCAUCGAAGCUAUCGAGGCUGAACGUGAUCGAGCCUACAAGGCUGCCGUGGAAGCUGAAGAUCGCAUCGAGACCUUCAAGGGCGAAGUCGUUAGGAAGCAUCUCGCCCGUGUCGAGCCACUGCAGAAAGAGAACACAGCUCUGCUCAACAAGAUCGACCGUCUUCAAGACAUGCUCGCAGCUGGUGAUAGGAUCGCCCGCGCAGCCGCCAGUAUGGGGGAGAAGCGCGAUAUGAACACCUUGGCAGAAGAAUCUGAGGAGGACUUGGACAGCUCAGCUUCUGCUGGAUCUGGUGCUUCGGCUCCUCCUGUGCCACCCAAAGCUCCUCUUCUGAAUGGCGCCGCCAAGGAUGUCGUCGGUACUCAGUUGGCCGCCAUGCAAGAGACUCUUUCUCAACUCAACGCGCUGAACAACGAUGCGAUUGCCGAGAGCGAACGAACCGCCCAGAGGCUCACAGAGCGGGAUUAG
Macroventuria anomochaeta is the source of this 4551-nucleotide messenger RNA. RefSeq lists its product as uncharacterized. The transcript has 18 exons. The record is from RefSeq and is a predicted model, not a curated record. The coding region runs from base 1 to 4551 and encodes 1516 amino acids. Lineage: Eukaryota; Fungi; Ascomycota; Dothideomycetes; Pleosporales; Didymellaceae.